AUGGACCCGACUAAUAGCAGCCCCGCAUCGAACGUCAUCUCAAUACGAGAUACUAAUAGUAGGCAGCUCGCCACUACAUCCUCAUCAUCAAGUUAUUACAAGAAACGACCAGCACCAACCGUACUAGAAGAAGACGACUAUGUCGAACAAAUGAGCAACAUCAUCGAACGAGAUUUCUUUCCGGAUCUCAAGAAAAUCAAAGUCCAGAAUGGAUAUCUGGCUGCUAUAGAGGAAGGGGACAUAGCAAAAGCUAGACAUCUGGCUGUCGAGAUUGCCAGAAUAAAGACGGGCAAGGUGAAUAGUGGCGCUAGUACUGCUAGUUCUAUAGGUGGAGCAACUCCUUUAAGACCUGGUGGUGAGACUCCAUUCACACCUGCACAACCUCUAGCUGGUCCAUUACCGCCAUCAGCUGUGACGGAUCCAAUAACGACACAAACAAUCACAUCGAAUCUCUCACUGGACGCCUUCCAAAACAAGUAUACAUCUGAAGACAAUGCUUCAUUUUCCAAAAUCGUCGAAUCUAGCAACGACGCCAAACGAGAACGAUAUAAAUGGAUUUAUGAUAAAGAUACCUCGAAUCUGGUCUUGGAAUCAUCGGCUCCUCAGCUAUUGAUCACCAAUGGUGGCAGCAAUGAUGCUACGACGAGUAGUAAUAUCGGUGGCAGCAAUAUUGAUAUAGACGACACAACACCAAGUGCAGAUAUAAAACAGAUUGCUAGCUGGAAGCAAUUCAAGGCUCGAAAUGCACUCAUGUACUUCCCAGAAGGCUUUCAAGAGAUUGAUCCAGCAUUUAAAUCGACAGACCGGAACUCGACAAACGUAAAAUCUAUAUCUCAUCAUGCUACGAGACUACAACCAGCGCCAUCAACAACAUCAAUCCUAACAAACUCGCAAGAACGUCUGAAGACCGAUAAUUUAUGGCGUGAAAUGGCAAAAGCUACUCCAGCACUCUUCCCGUCAGUGGGUGGAUCAGCGUCUCCACAAGUCAAUGGAUUUGGAUAUGUGCCCUCAACGCCACUAAUAAACCCAGCAGAUCUAGAUGACGAACAGCUAAUCAUGACGUGGGGUGAAGUCGCUGCAACGCCAUUACUACUUGACUCGGGACUGGAACCUGAUGAUGGUACUCACGGCCCGAGAUUCAGAAUGAAUCCAACGCCGAGACGUGAUCAGCUUGGAUACGAUCUAGCAGACAAGAGAAGCAAGAGACGUGGACCGAGGGGUAUGAUUGAUGGUGUUGGAGUAGCGAGACCACCGUCCUCUGUUGCUUCGUCAUCGACGUCGUCGCCUAGGUUUGCCAAACCAUCAAUACCGUCCAACUUCAAGGUUGGAUCUGGAUUUGAUUCUCAGUUACGGGCUAGUUAUAGUCCUAUUGUUGCAUCAGGGGCUCGGAAUAGUAAAGUUGCAACGCCUCGUGGUGGUAGUGUGACGCCAUCUUUAGCCUCCAGAGUUAGUGUUACCCCUAGUCCGAGAGGAGUUACGCCAAUGAGAACGUCUGAUGUGAAGGGUGUUGGUAUCAGUAGCAGUAAUAGUAAUAGUGGUGGUGGUGAAAAGGGUGAUAGCGGCACGGGCAUAACGGAUAACUUGCUCAACUUUUGA
Molecule: messenger RNA, 1596 nt
Organism: Synchytrium microbalum
Lineage: Eukaryota; Fungi; Chytridiomycota; Chytridiomycetes; Synchytriales; Synchytriaceae
Exons: 3
Coding region: 1-1596 (531 amino acids)
Cellular component (GO): catalytic step 2 spliceosome
Source: RefSeq, a predicted model, not a curated record